GCAGUAACCGACAGGUCUUGUGUUGUGAAACAGCUAACUGUUCCCACCGUGACAGUGGGUUAGUUCUGUUAUGAUAGCGGAUUUUACGUUUUAAUAAGCGACACCAACGCGGUAUUGUUUAAGAACAUGUCACACCGCUAGUGGUUUGAAUCUGGAGAUACAACUUUUAGAUGGUGGCGGGCACCUGAAUGGUACUGUAAUCAACCUGCAACCUGUCUACAAACUACAAAAAAAAAAACAUUACAGUCAAGAGAGAAAAUGUUUCCGGCCACAUGGUCACGGCUGUCCUGCAAGGCUUUGUCCAGCCGAGGACUGAGGACGCAGAGUGUGCUGGCCAGCUCCGGACCUUCGGACUGGAGUAAAGUGGUCUCCGACGCAGAGAAGAUCGUCGGAUAUCCGACCUCCUUCAUGAGUCUCCGCUGCCUGCUCAGCGAUGAACUCAGCAAUGUUGCCAUGUACGUCAGGAAGCUGAUCGGGACUCGACACCCUUUGCUCAACACUGCAAGGGGCUACGUCUACGACAGCAGGAGCAACCUCCAGACAAGGGGACUGAUCGUGCUGCUAUUGUCGAAGGCGGCGGGGCCGAACCACGCGGCCUCCGACCUCCUGCUUCAGGACAUGGUCAGCGGCAUCUACCCUAGCCAGCGGAACUUGGCAGAAAUCACUGAGUUGAUCCACACGGCGUUCCUGGUGCAUCGUGGGAUAGUCGAUCUGAAGGGGUGGACGGACUCAGACGGCCCGCUGAAGGACAUGGAGUUUGGGAAUAAGAUGGCUGUGCUGAGCGGCGACUUCCUGCUGGCAAAUGCUUGUACCGGACUUGCUCAACUGAAUAACACUAAGGUUGUUGAACUGAUCUCGAGUGCCAUCGGUGAUGUGGUUCAAGGAAUCUACAGUGAGAAUAACAGUAAUGCUGAGGAGGACGGUCCCACUGACUGCGUCGACGUGGCGGCGUGGGAGGAGCGCGCCUUCCUGUCGCACGGGGCACUGCUGGCUAAGAGCUGUCAAGCUGCGAUGGAGCUCGCCAAACACGACAAGCGGUCACAGAGAUUGGCCUUCAAGUACGGCAAGCACGUAUCACUGGGACACAAGCUGAACUCGGACCUGCAGCCGUUCAUGAAGGGCGACGCGGGAGAGCCAGCGUCGUUCAGUUUCAGCGCCGCCCCGGUGGUUUUCCACCGCCAGCUCGUCGGCCAGGAGAGAUGGCGUCAGCAGCUGCAGCAGGCAACAACACUGAGAAACCAGCUGGAUUACUCAAAGCUCUUGGUGUCAGUGAAGUCUGAGAAAGGCGUGAGCUCAGCGGUGGACUUAUGCUGUUACCAUGGUAACAGGGCUCUGGAGGCCAUCCAGGCUUUCCCCUCCUCCGAGGCUCGAUCCGCCUUGGAGAACAUCGCCUUCGCCAUCACCAAAUUUUAAACCUGGACACACACACACACACACACACACACAGUGUCUUUGUCUGCAGAGGCAACAGGUCACUGAACAGUUCAACAAAUCAACUUCUCACGUCUGGAGAAACUGCUCUCCUCUGCUGUGGAUGACAGUGUGCAAUGCAAUGGCUAUACCCAUAAAUGGUCAUCAUUAAAAAGAAUAAAAGCACAUUACUGCA
Molecule: messenger RNA, 1606 nt
Organism: Anarrhichthys ocellatus (wolf-eel)
Lineage: Eukaryota; Metazoa; Chordata; Actinopteri; Perciformes; Anarhichadidae
Gene: pdss2
Product: prenyl (decaprenyl) diphosphate synthase, subunit 2
Exons: 8
Coding region: 259-1413 (384 amino acids)
Biological process (GO): isoprenoid biosynthetic process; ubiquinone biosynthetic process
Cellular component (GO): transferase complex; mitochondrion
Molecular function (GO): prenyltransferase activity
Source: RefSeq, a predicted model, not a curated record